AUGUCAGAUGUUACCCAACAAAAGAAGAGGAAGAGAUCUAGAGAAGAAGUUGAUCGUUCGAGACCCACAGUAGAUGAAGAAAUUACAGAUCCAUCCUCAAACGAAGAUGAACAACCAGAAGUUACCGAUGAAGAAGAUGCAUUAGAAUCUGAAGAAGAAUUUGAAGGAGAAAAUCCAGCCGACAAAAGAAGAAGGCUCGCCAAACAAUACUUAGAGAAUCUAAAAAGUGAAGCCAAUGAGAUUUUAAUUGAUGGAGGAGAUGAGGCAGAAAAAGAUUCAAAGCAUACCAAGGAAAGAACAGUCGAUGAAUACAAUAACUUUGACGCUGGUGAUUUAGAUAAGGACAUCAUUGCAUCCAGGUUAAAAGAAGACGUCGCUGAACAGCAAGGUCGAGUCUUUAGACAUUUUGCUGAUAAACUUCUGAUUUCUGAAGCAAAAAAGAGUUUUACAAGGGUAGGCGAAAAUAAUCUUACUUGUAUUAGUUGUUUUCAACCAGUUCUAAACAAAUAUACCUUCGAGGAAUCAUCUAAUGGAGAUAAGAACAAAGGUAGAUCAUUUGCUUAUACAGUAAGCAAAGACUUACAACUUACUAAGUAUGACAUCACUGACUUUAGCCAAAGACCAAAAAAACUUAAGUAUGCUAAAGGUGGAGCAAAAUACAUACCUACGAGUAAGCAUGAAUAUGAGAAUACCACAGAAGGCCAUUAUGACGAAAUUUUAACUGUAGCGGCUUCGCCUGAUGGGAAGUAUGUCGUCACGGGUGGGAAAGAUAGAAAACUAAUUGUAUGGAGCACUGAAUCCUUGUCCCCCGUUAAAGUUAUUCCUACAAAGGACCGCCGAGGAGAAGUUUUGUCUUUGGCGUUCAGAAAAAAUUCUGAUCAGUUAUAUGCAUCAUGCGCAGACUAUAAGAUAAGAACAUAUUCAAUAAACCAGUUUUCCCAGUUGGAGAUUCUCUAUGGACAUCAUGAUAUAGUAGAAGAUAUAUCUGCUUUGGCCAUGGAGAGAUGUGUUACCGUUGGUGCCCGUGAUAGAACAGCUAUGCUUUGGAAGAUUCCAGAUGAGACCAGAUUGACAUUUAGAGGUGGUGAUGAACCUCAAAAAUUACUAAAGAGAUGGAUGAAAGACAACGCAAAGGAGAGAGAAGAUGGAGAAGUCGAAUAUCCUGAUGAAUCAGAAGCACCUUUGUUUUUCUGUGAAGGUAGUAUUGACGUUGUGAGCAUGGUAGAUGAUUCUCAUUUCAUAACCGGUUCUGACAAUGGUAGUAUAUGUCUGUGGUCUCUGGCGAAAAAAAAACCUAUUUUCACUGAAAGAAUUGCACAUGGCAUUUUAUCAGCACCCUCUUCAAAUGACAUAUCAGGGGAAACAGAUGAGGAGUUGAGGAAAAGACAGCUGCAAGGUAAAAAACUAUUGCAACCAUUUUGGAUCACGUCUCUUUAUGCUAUUCCAUACUCGAAUGUAUUUAUAUCAGGCUCAUGGGAUGGAUCCUUGAAAAUCUGGAAAAUUGGCGAUAAUCUAAGAUCAUUUGAGUUGCUAGGUGAAUUAACAGGCGCUAAAGGUGUAGUAACCAAGAUUCAAGUUGUAGAGAGUGGUAAACAUGGUAAAGAGAAGUUCCGUAUCUUGGCUAGUGUGGCUAAAGAACAUAGACUUGGUAGAUGGACUGCAAAAGUCCCAGGUGCCAGAAAUGGUAUAUACUCUGCUGUCAUUGAUCAAACAGGCUUUUAG
This is a messenger RNA of Saccharomyces mikatae IFO 1815, 1722 nucleotides long. RefSeq names its product ribosomal RNA-processing protein RRP9 (gene RRP9). The record is from RefSeq and is a predicted model, not a curated record. The coding region runs from base 1 to 1722 and encodes 573 amino acids. The transcript has a single exon. Gene Ontology annotation, cellular component: small-subunit processome. Gene Ontology annotation, molecular function: protein binding; snoRNA binding. Lineage: Eukaryota; Fungi; Ascomycota; Saccharomycetes; Saccharomycetales; Saccharomycetaceae.